GCCCUAAUUUAUACAGAGGCCAUAUUACAGUAAAUGUUGCACGGCCAACUCAAACAGCAGAUUUACCAUGCAGCGCCUAUAAGGCUAAGCAGUGAAUGAAUGCAUCUCAGGAAAAACUACAAGUCCCAUUCUGCAACCUGGUUGGUGUAUGACGCCAUGAUCUCUGCAGCUCGUUUGUGCUGGCUUUUUGCGAAGCGAGAAACGACGCGGAGAUGUCUGGGCUAAAGAAACCAACAUAGUCUUCUGCAGGGAAUUCGUUUUACAGACAUGGUUGAACCUCCAGCCGUGGCAGGAACCAAGUCGGUCAUGGAGCGCUUGACACAGCCAGUGGAGACAGUUGAACAAACAGUAGAAGUUGAGGAACAACCAAUACUUACAGGUGAACAAUACAUGGAAACUGAUGAACAAUACAUGGAAACAGUGGCAACUGAAGAACAACCAAUGAGUGAACUGCUACCUGUCACAGAAGAGGCUUUGGAGUGUGUCUCAGACCCCACUGCUUCUACGGAGAUAAUUCUUGAACUAUCCGCUGUUCCUCUAGAGUCUGCUGCUCCUGAAGAGUCGGAACUGGGCCAACCUGAGGGUGCACAGAAGGAGACCCAUGUGAAUGAUGUGGCCGCUGGUGACAGAAAAAAUAUUCCCCCCAAGAAGAACAGAAUGGAGCCACUCAAGAUGGACAUGUCUAGGCCACCAAAAAUGGUGACGCCUCUCACAUCUUCCCAGAUCUCUCUGCAGUGCCUGCAGUGUCACAUCAUCUUCAGCGACCACAAGAGCAAAGAGCGACACCUCAAGCAGAGUCACCCGGCAGAGUACGAGCAAUGCAUGCUGGGUGAUGCCCUGUUUGCCUGCUACGUCUGUGACCGCCAAUUCACUAACUCCAGUGACCUCAUGCUUCAUCAGCGUGCACACACGGAAAAGACGCCCUUCAAGUGCCCCAUCUGUGGUGAAGCCUUCAGCCGUUCCUCUGAGCUCACCCUCCAUAAGAAGCUUCACUUCGGCCUGUACGGAUACACCUGCUCAGACUGUGGAAAACCCUGCAAGACACUCACCUUACUGAAGUAUCACCGCCGCACGCACACAGGGGAGAGGCCCUAUGCGUGUAAGGAGUGUGGCAAGAGGUUUAGCAUGUCCAAGGCCCUCCAGAAACACGCACUAGCGCAUUCGCCGGAAGGAAUGAAAGGAGAAGUUGGAGGGAUCACACCACCGACCAAGGCACAGCUAAAGAAGAAUAGUGGCACUGCAGUGGUAAAAUUUUCCUGCUCUGUGUGCAAGGCAACCUUCAAGACUGCCAAGACACGGCUGCAUCACAUGAAACACAAGCACAACCUGUGUGUUAUAGCAUCCAGCAGCAGCAGCAGCAUCACACUAGCUGGCCAACAGGUGAAGCCAGGUCAGCCUAUCAUAACCCAGGUUCCUAUGGGCCAGCCAACCUUUCUCCACAUGGAACCCCUUGGGCCCUUCCAGCAGGUAGACAACAUAGGCACUGAACAAAUCCGGAAACUAAUAGAGUCUUUGGGGAACGUGCGCAAAGUGAACCAGGUGGUGAUACUGGGACAGGUGCCGCCACACGGUCAACCUUUGGAGCUACAGCGGCUACAGGGAAAGCGAGAGCAUUUGCAAUUCCGUUUUACUCAACCACAGUUUAUAGAGCUGAAAAAGAUUGGGGGUGGAGAGACUAAGUCAAUGGGACUGGAACAGGCAAAGCCACAAUGUGAAUCGCUGGAACCAAUUAUUACAUUGGAACCUGUAAUAUCAGAUGGACAAAUGGAGACCCCAUUACUUUCACACACACAGGAAGUUACAUACGCUGAGCAUGAUGGAUUAACACAAACACAUGAAGGAGAGAUGAUUCCUCAGCAGUUACUUGGACAGACAGUUGAAGAAGAGAACACUAUGAUUCAGACUGUAUCAGUGGAACAGGUGUUCUGUCACAGUGAAACAGUUGAGCUCGGGAAAACAACUGAACAAAGUCAAACGGUUGUGUUCGAAGUCACUCCCUCACUGAUACCAACUCUGGAAUUGGAACAGACUCAAACCGAUCAACAAGGACUUAUGUCUGCUUCCUCGCUACCAACAUUUCUAUUUGAACAGACUUCUGGACAGAAUCAAAGGGUUCAGGAGGGAAAUAUCUCUGUCCCGUCGCUCAUACCAACAUUUGAGUUAAAGCUGACUCCAAUUAAAACUGAUCAGCAGGAAGAACUCUCCACUUCCUCAUUGGUACCAACAGUUAAGUUUGCACAAACUCCUCCUGGACAAACAACCCAGGUAGGAGAAACAGCCACACAGAUGGAAGCAUUACAGUUGGAUCAGAUCUAUUCCAGUAUUGGACAGACACAACAGACAGGAAUAGGACAGCGAAGAUCAGUUGAGAAACCUCUUCUAGAAAACACAGAGAAUGAGCAGCAGCACAUUUUGGAAAAGCCUUAUGAAGGAAAGAAACAGACGGCACAAGAGCAGUUGCAGACACUGAUAGACACGUCUGCUUCUAACGACGCACUAAACAGCAGAGAGAUGCCUCGCACUCAGACGUCAGAAAUAUUCCCUCCGCCGUCAGAGACAAAGAAGGCGCCACAGAGUUCACAACUGCCUGUGCAUUUGAUGUCAGUACAAGAAUUUGUAAAAGUGAGGAAGAGAAAGCAGCCAAAUAACUCUAUAAUGCAAGGAAAUAUGCAACCGCAGACGGUUGAGUUGAAAGGGGAGCCUGCCAAACGACCAAGAGCAACGAAAGCUCAUCUUGUUGUGAAGUUUGGUCCUAAAGAGAAAGAAAAGCUUAACAAGCAGAAGAAGCUUCCACAACCAUCUAAGCUGCUUCAGAAAGGAGACCCCAUUCAGGAUAUGAACCAAAUGUCUCUCACAACUCUACCUGAAAAGAAAUUCUUCUUAAAGGUUGGUAAAGAAAAAAAGGUCAAGAAGAAAAAGUAUAUUUCCAAGUCAAAAAUCAAAUCCCCAACUAUAUUGUGUGACCCACAUGUGCAGCAAGUCUUGCACGUAGACGAGCAGGUUCAGCAAGUGAAGCCGAGGAAGAAGAAAGUAAAAAAGCAAAACUAUGUAAUUAGUGAGACUUUUGAGCAGAUUAGAGCUGAACCGAUUAGUGAGCAAGAGGUGAUCACUCCACCCAAGCCAAAAAAGAAAAAGCAGGAGAAGAUACAGCAGGAGGACCAGUCUAAGAAAACAAAAGGGCAAAAGCUGUCAAAAACAGGGAGAAAGAAAAAGAAACCUAAUGUGGAAACAAGCCCAAUAUCAGAAGAUAUGCCCGACCCUGAAAUAAAGCAACAGUCCCUACUCCUACUGAAGGGUCACAAACAGCCCCAAUUGAAAGUUUACAAAUUAGAUGCCUCAAAAGCCCCCCAAGGUCAAACAGAUCUCCACCAAGACACCCAUCCCAUCCAUAAGAAGAAAGGGCCAAAAAGCAAACAACUAAAAAUGCUAGCUGCUGGAGGGGGAAGAAAAGUAGGGAGACCCAAAAAGAACCACACAGCACUCUCUGUGUUGGCUCCUUUAAAGACUAUGUCUCAUUCUUCUGACACAUCUCCAACCAAGCCAAAGACCAGCAGGAAACGUAAGGCCCAAAAAGUGGAGACAGAGGGGAUCAUCAGUGGUUCUCAUUCCCGGCGAGCCCUUGAAUGUAAGGACUGUGGAGAGAGAUUCUCUGACGUCUCGUCCCUCCAGGAGCACAAGGCAGCCCUGCAUGCAGUGGAGAGCCCUGGUCUCACCUACACUAACGGCAACAUCUUUGAGGGCGUUUCUAGGUCAGAUCUAGGCCAGCCUCCACUAAAUGUGACUGAAGAGGUCAUUGAAAAUUCAUUGCAUCAAAACACGUUUGGAAUGCAGGUAGCAUCUGACUGGGAUAUGGAGGUGGAGAUGAGAGAGAUAGGGUUGGGAGAAAGAGGGGAGCGAGUCUUUCCCAGCCCUAAACCCUUCCCCCUCUCUGCCUCUGGCUGCUGCGCUUGUUGA
Salvelinus fontinalis (brook trout) is the source of this 3954-nucleotide messenger RNA. RefSeq lists its product as uncharacterized. The record is from RefSeq and is a predicted model, not a curated record. Gene Ontology annotation, molecular function: DNA-binding transcription factor activity, RNA polymerase II-specific; RNA polymerase II cis-regulatory region sequence-specific DNA binding. Gene Ontology annotation, biological process: regulation of transcription by RNA polymerase II. Lineage: Eukaryota; Metazoa; Chordata; Actinopteri; Salmoniformes; Salmonidae. The transcript is spliced from 4 exons. Bases 268 to 3954 code for a protein of 1228 amino acids. Gene Ontology annotation, cellular component: nucleus.